AUGCACAAGCACGUCAUAUGUUUCUGCAUAGCUUUGGCAGCUGCUGCACGGGCAAGGAAUCUGGGGAACCGCCAGGGCGCGACAGCCACACGGUAUCUAGCGAAAUUCGAUGAAUUCGUCCAAUUUGGACCACCCCCGCCGACACCGACAAUUGGAGCUUACAACGGACUUUUGUACCAGGGAAUCAGCCUUAGUCAGGUCGGCCCUUUCCCAGGAAGCGUGAGGUACGGCCCGGCCCAGCUCGUUGGCUUCCUCCCGGAGACCAGACCCCGGUGGAUCCACUUCCACUCCUUCUAUUUCGGGUGCGUGGAAUCGUGGUCCGAGCCGGGCGUGCCGCCUGACCCCGUCCCCUGCGCCGUCACGGUCUGGGGCCUCAGGCAGGGCCACUAUGUCACCUCACAGUCGUUCCCCUACGUGCCCCAUAUCACGUACACCGGCGCUGGGGAAACGGCGCCUAUGGUGCCCGCACAGCUGAGAAAUGAUUUCCGCCGGAUCGACACGGUGAUGUUCACCACCAACUAUCCGCCCCAGUCGUCUGGCGGGACACGCAUUGACAACCUGGAGUACACUCUCCGGCCACAGGUUGGCGCUGCAGAGGAGUAA
Molecule: messenger RNA, 603 nt
Organism: Neoarthrinium moseri
Lineage: Eukaryota; Fungi; Ascomycota; Sordariomycetes; Amphisphaeriales; Apiosporaceae
Exons: 3
Coding region: 1-603 (200 amino acids)
Source: RefSeq, a predicted model, not a curated record